AUGGUGAGCCCUGGAGGGUAUUGCUACCAAGACGUGACUGAGUUGCGCGAGCAUAAAGACUUCGGGGUUCACUAUCUCCGAUUGAAUGAUCUCUUCAACUGGUCCAUCCACGAUGUGUACUCGGCAAGGAUCACCACGUGGAAGCGUGUGGUGUUGAAGUACACCGUGCCAAAGCACAAGAAAAUACCAAAGUCAUCGAUGGUGGGCGGCGGGGUGAGCAAGGAGAAAUACGAGGAGUUGAAAAUGAUGUUGAACGAGAAGGAGGAGGAGCUGGAGAAGGUGACCGAGAAAAUGGAAGACGAGAUGGAAAAAAUGACGGACGAGAGGGACGAAGAGCUGCGAAAGAUCCAACAAGAGAUGAAAGAGGCAAUCGACAAGAAAGAUUUCGAGUUGCGGAAAGUGAAGAAGGAAAAGGCCGAGGAGUUGCGAAAGCUAAGGAAGGAUAAAGACGAAGAAAUGCGAAAACUAAAACGGGAGAUGCAUGAUGAAGGAGAAAGGUUGCAGAGAGAGAAGGACGAAGAAAUAGCAAAGCUCGAACAAGAGAACGAGGAAGAAGCACUUCAUCAGCUGGAGAAAAAGGAGAAUGAACUAAACAUGUUGAGGCAGGAAGCUGACGACAAAUUACAAAAGCUGAGGGAGGAGCUGGAGAUUCUGAGACGAAGAAAGGAUGAUCAUGACAAUGACGACGAUGAAGAAACGGUGCAAGCACCACGGAAGGAGGACGACAACGAUAAGGAAGCGCUACAAGAGCUUAUCAGAGAGAAGGAUGUCGAACUGCAAGAACUAGGGAAGCUAAAGGACCAACUCUCGGGUAAACUAGAGCAGUGCCCUAAACAUUCGUGGUCCAGGCAGCUAAUUUCUAAUGAUCGCUUUUACACCGGCGGUGAUAUCAACCAGAUACCAAGACAACAGGUUCCAAAAGAAACGUUUUCGAAAAACCAGAGUAGACUCAGUGGACAUUAUUUCAGCAGCUACAAUUACGCUCGACAUACCUCGACUUGGACGCCAUUCAACAGAUCAACUGUUGUUCCGCUAAAGGAUCGAGGGACCGAUGAGUGGCCGCUUUCCCGUAAGGUUGAGGUUUGGGUUGGGAACGGCGGCCACUUCGACGUCGAAAACUGGGGAAGGUGGCAUGACGAUGCUGGCUUAUUACCAGGGGACUUUUGCUACGCAUACAAACGAGUAUGGAAGGCCUGUGUACUUGCCGUAUCAUCCUAG
Molecule: messenger RNA, 1218 nt
Organism: Linum tenue
Lineage: Eukaryota; Viridiplantae; Streptophyta; Magnoliopsida; Malpighiales; Linaceae
Source: the annotation of a GenBank genome assembly